Messenger RNA from Cavenderia fasciculata, 90 nucleotides. RefSeq lists its product as uncharacterized. The transcript has 2 exons. The coding region runs from base 1 to 90 and encodes 29 amino acids. The record is from RefSeq and is a predicted model, not a curated record. NCBI's taxonomy places the organism in Eukaryota, Evosea, Eumycetozoa, Acytosteliales, Cavenderiaceae.
AUGUAUAAAACAUUCAUUUUUAGAGAUUAUGGUAUGGGUCAUACCAAUUUACCUCAUGGCAAAUAUGAGUAUCAAUAUAUUAUAUCAUAA